AUGAAACGUAAGCUUGGGCGUCCUCAGAAAAAAAGUUCAUCUUCGUCGAUUGCUCCAAAUAAAGGUGGUAAUGCUAAGAACGCACGAUAUGCUCCUACCAGUGUAACCGAUAGAGACCAACAUGGAGGUUUGUUCAGUUACAAUAUCAAUGAAGUUCCUGAUCUAACACCCUCGGGAAUUCGUAAUGCACAGCAGAGACGAAUGCAUAUCAUGCGUGAGAGGAGAAAAAGAAAAGAAGCUAUUGAUCUUUUGGCUACUUCUAUCAACACCAAAGAGUUUGCUUGCUUUAUUGCUACUAAUUCUGAGUCCGAUAUGGAUAAUGAUGAAGACUCUAUGUCGGAAAGUGAGGAUGUGGAAAAAUCGAGGCCUGAGACCGUUGUUACUAGAACAGAUUUAUUAGAAUCAGUUAGUCCUGGUCUGAAAGAUGGAGAUAAACAUAACAAACAUGUGGAUGCAUUACGAAACGUUCGAGAAAGGUUUGAUCCUAACGAUGAUACAAGCCGGUUAAGGAUAAUUUUAAAGUGUGACAGGAAAAGCGAUGGAAGGACUGAGAAUCUACCAGCUACUAAUGAAGUUGCUGCAUUGAUACCUAAUGAUUUCAAUGGUGAGGUAGAUGCACGUGAUAUCAUCAUCGAGUGUAAAAAGACUGGAAAUCUCAAAAGGAUCAGUAAACUACAUCCUGCGUAUCUGCCUUUGCAAUAUCCAUUAUUGUUUCCCUAUGGUGAGGACGGGUUCAGACUUGGUAUCGAUAUUGGUUUUGUAGAUACUCAAGGGAGGAAAAGGUUGCAUAUUACUAUGAGAGAGUUUUUUGCUUACCGCAUACAAGAGAGGGUUGGUGAGUCACCAAUCAUCCCUUUAUCUGGAAGAUUGUUCCAGCAGUUUUUAGUGGAUGCGUUCACGAUGAUUGAGACUAAUAGACUACGUUUCAUAUCAAUGAAUCAGUCUAAACUUCGUUGCGAAAAUUAUGACAAAAUAAAGAAAACUUUUGAUGGAGGUGACACUGAUCUUUCUGACAAGGGUAAACGUAUUAUUAUACCUUCUUCUUAUACUGGUGGUACAAGGUAUAUGGUGCAACACUAUCUAGAUGCGAUGACUACUUGCCAGCAUUUUGAUUUUCCGGAUCUUUUCAUAACCUUUACGUGUAAUCCCAAAUGGCUUGAGAUUACCAGGCACCUAAAAAGACAUAACUUGAAGCAAGAGGAUAGACCAGAUAUAUGUACGCGAGUGUUCAAGAUGAAACUAGAUGAUCUCAUGCACAGGCUCACCAAAGAAAAUGUGUUAGGUGUCGUAAAAGCCGCGAUCUACACGAUUGAGUUUCAAAAACGGGGGCUACCUCAUGCACACAUCGUUCUUUUUUUAGAAGCUGGUCACAAGCUACCAACUGGUGAUGACAUUGAUAAGAUAAUAUGUGCUAAGAUUCCUGACAAGGAUAUUGAUCCAGCGCUGUAUGAGAUAGUAGGAGAUGUUAUGAUGCAUGGUCCAUGUGGUGCUUUGAAUAAGGAUAGUGUUUGCAUGGCUGAAGGAAAAUGUACAAAGUAUUUUCCAAAACCUUACAGUCCGAUCACUAAAAUAGAUGAUGUUGGAUAUCCUAUAUACAGGCGACGUAAUGACAAGAAAGUUAUCGUUAAAAAGGGUAUUGAAUGUGAUAAUGGAUUUGUGGUUCCUUAUAAUAGGAGUCUCACACUGCUUUAUAGGGCUCAUAUCAACGUCGAAUGGUGUGUACAAUCUCGAUCAGUAAAGUAUCUAUUCAAAUAUAUUCAUAAAGGUGCUGACUACAUUCGUGCAACUGUCAAGAAUGAUGAUAAAGAAAACGAGAUUAAGAAACACUUCAAUUGUAGGUAUGUAGCACCUUCGGAGUCUACGUGGAGAAUUUUCCGUAAUCAUACUCACCAUCGCACGGUUUCUGUAAUUAAACUACCCUUUCAUUUACCGAAUCAGCAAAUGGUCAUAUACAACGAGGAUGAUCCAGGUGACGAGGUUAUUAAUCGUGUCUCAGUUGGUACGUCAAAAUUCAUUGCUUGGAUGGAGUGCAACGAUAUGUAUGAAUUGGCGAGGACGUUAACUUAUGUGCAAUUUCCUACGAGAUUUGUGUGGAAUAACACAAAGAGAAUAUGGACGCCACGAUCAAGGAGAGUUGCUCUUGGUAGAAUCACGUACGUACCCAUUGGGGCAGGUGAAGCGUAUUAUUUAAGGCUUCUGCUUAAUUUAGUCAAAGGAUCACGUAGUUUUGAUGAUAUAAAAACGGUCAACAAAGUUCUACAUUCUUCGUUCAAAGACGCUUGCUAUGCGUAUGGAUUAUUGAAUGAUGACAAAGAAUAUAUUGAGGCCAUCAAUGAGGGUGGCUUGUGGCUUUCUGCCAAUUAUCUUCGUCGUCUUUUUGUGAUGCUGCUCACUACUCAAAGUAUAUCCAUUCCUUCUAGAGUUUGGGAUGCUACGUGGCAGCUGUUAGUCUAUCUCAGGAGCAAGUUAAAGACUUUACUCUGGUCGAAAUAG
Eutrema salsugineum is the source of this 2493-nucleotide messenger RNA. RefSeq lists its product as uncharacterized. The record is from RefSeq and is a predicted model, not a curated record. NCBI's taxonomy places the organism in Eukaryota, Viridiplantae, Streptophyta, Magnoliopsida, Brassicales, Brassicaceae. The coding region runs from base 1 to 2493 and encodes 830 amino acids. The transcript has 8 exons.